Labrus mixtus (cuckoo wrasse) is the source of this 1666-nucleotide messenger RNA. RefSeq names its product adhesion G-protein coupled receptor G6-like. Lineage: Eukaryota; Metazoa; Chordata; Actinopteri; Labriformes; Labridae. The record is from RefSeq and is a predicted model, not a curated record. Gene Ontology annotation, cellular component: membrane. Gene Ontology annotation, biological process: myelination in peripheral nervous system; heart trabecula formation; cell surface receptor signaling pathway. Gene Ontology annotation, molecular function: laminin binding; G protein-coupled receptor activity.
UCCUCCUCCCCCUCUUCCUCCUCCUCCUCCUCUUCCUCCUCCCCCUCUUCCUCUUCCUCCUCCUCUCUUCCUCCUCCUCUCUUCCUCCUCCUCUUCCUCUUCCUCCUCCUCUUCCUCUGUGCAGGUAUCUAAAGUGGUGACGAAGGUGAAGGAGUUGGUGAACGUAGCAAAGAUCAACGGCUCUUUGGCGUCCACCGUGGUCGCCAUCAUCUCCAACGUGAUGAGCAGCUCAGAGAGUGCGCUCGCCGCUACAUCAGAGAAAGCUCUGAAGACGGUGGACGAGUUAGUUCAGAAGAUCGAGUUCGAGGGCUCGUCCAUCAGCAUCACCUCCAGACACCUCGCUGUGGGGAUCUCCGCCCUCAACACCUCGAUGUUCAACGGGACGUCGUUCAGCGCCUUCAUACCUCCAAACACCACCGACCCCCAGAUUGACUUUGAGUCGGAGCGGGUUAACCCUUUAGCUCAGGUCGUCCUCCCUGCGUCUCUGCUGUCCAGCGUCUCUCUGAGCGACGUCGACCGAUCGUCUCUGUCCAGGAUCAACUUCAUGUUCUUCAGCAGCACCAACCUGUUCCAGAAAGAGCAGCACGGCCGCUCUCUCAACAGCUACGUGGUGGCGAGCAGCGUGGGAAACUUCUCCAUCAGAGACCUGAAGGAGCCGGUGGAGAUCGAGAUCGCUCACCUGUCCCAACAGCCGUCGCUGCGUCCCGUUUGCAUGUUCUGGGACUUCAGUUUGAACGGUGGAGCCGGAGGCUGGAACACAGAAGGCUGCCGGGUGUCUGAAGGAUCCAGCAGCAACAGAACCGUGUGUCUGUGUGACCACCUCACACACUUUGGCAUCCUCAUGGACAUUUCUGGAGCGUCGCCGCACAUCGACCCCAGGAACAACAAAAUUCUGACCUUCAUCACCUACAUCGGCUGCGGCAUCUCGGCCAUCUUCUCCGCCGCCACGCUGCUCACGUACAUCGCCUUCGAGAAACUGCGGCGCGACUACCCGUCAAAGAUCCUGAUGAACCUCAGCACCUCCCUGCUGCUCCUCAACAUGGUCUUCCUAUUGGACGGCUGGUUGGCCAGCCUGGACACCGAUUGGCUGUGCCUGUCCGUGGCCAUCUUCCUGCACUACUUCCUGCUCACCUCGUUCACCUGGAUGGGGCUGGAGUCGGUCCACAUGUACAUCGCUCUGGUCAAAGUGUUCAACACGUACAUCCGGAGAUACAUCCUCAAGUUCUGCAUCGUGGGCUGGGGUCUCCCUGCGGUGCUGGUGGGGAUCAUCGUCUCGGUGGAUAAAAACUCGUAUGGCCUGCAGGAGUACGGCAGAGGAGAGUCAGGAGAGGGAUCCUCAGAGUUCUGCUGGAUCCAGAACUCCUGGGUCUUCUACAUCACCUGCGUGGGUUACUUCUGUCUGGUGUUCCUGCUGAACGUGGCGAUGUUCGUGGUGGUGAUGCUGCAGAUCUGCGGACGCAACGGCAAACGCAGCAACCGCACACUCAGAGAGGAGGUUCUGAGGAACCUGCGGAGCGUCAUCAGUCUCACCUUCCCUGGGAUGACUUGGGGCUUCGCUCUGUUUGCCUGGGGGCCCGUUAACCUGGCCUUCAUGUACCUGUUCUCCAUCUUCAACUCGCUGCAAGGUAACCAUGGUCACAUUCACCAGUGAACCUUUAACGCUGUG